AAUGGUAAAGACAAAGGAUGGAAAAGUCUCGCGCAGGAAGCUCAAGGUUGAACUUGAAGAGACUCAGACCCAGCCUGAUGUACCAGUCUCAUGGAAGAUAUUCCAUGUAAUUUUCCCUGUAUUAUAGUAGGAGGGUUCACAUUACAGACAGUAGAGCAUAAGGUUUGGUUCUGGGCUUUUUACUUAGUAAACUGAUUCAUAUACCUGAUUGUCGUCCUUGAUUUCACGCCAUAUUAUACCAAAGCUUUGGACAGAGUCAAGCAUGGCUUCUGGAAAGCCAUUGAACAGAGACAGGUAGUGAAGAUCACCUAUAUCUUUGGUAUCUUCUUCUUUUGUAUCAAUAUGAUAUCCGGAUACGUAAACAGAGUGAGGAAAAAGUGUAUGAUAAAUGACGAAUUUUCAGGAGAUUAUUUCCACGCAAAUUCUUUUAUGGCGUCCUAAGAUGUGCUCUCUGUUGUGCUACCUGCCUUACUGAUAUCUGUGAUUUAUACAACUUGUGAAGAGGUCUACUGGAGAUUAUUUACAGUAGAAGUUAUCUCAGAUGGAAAAGACCAGAAAUCACAGAAAUAUCUGUGGAUCUCAUCGAUCGGCUUUAGCCUUCAGAAUUACUGGGUCGUGCAUCACUUUGAGGAUUUUAAUAAACGACCUAGUGGGGAGUUGAACUUCAUGAUCUUUAGCUGCUUGAUAGGUGCCUUUCUACAUUGGCAAAAGAAUAGAGGAUAUAUUCUUAAUGCUUGGAUAAUACAUUUUCUGUUUAGGUUUGCUUAAAUUAUUAGUGUAUAUCUAGGAGAUUUGCAGGAUCAGCAGGAAAGAUUAUAAAAAUACAGAGUAAACACCAGCAAUACUAUUCAACCCUAAAACUCCUUUUUA
This is a messenger RNA of Moneuplotes crassus, 870 nucleotides long. The record is from the annotation of a GenBank genome assembly. Lineage: Eukaryota; Ciliophora; Spirotrichea; Euplotida; Euplotidae.